Messenger RNA from Gongylonema pulchrum, 450 nucleotides. Lineage: Eukaryota; Metazoa; Nematoda; Chromadorea; Rhabditida; Gongylonematidae. The record is from the annotation of a GenBank genome assembly.
AUGGGUGGUGAAGGCUUUCGAAGUUUUUCAAAGUACGGCGAUAAGACGCGCGUUGGGUACGCUCUUGUUUACUUUUUUGAGUUUUUCUGUGAAGUCUCAGGCGUUUUGGCGGGCGUGAUCAACGUUCGCAAUACAAUUCUGGGAAUGGUAUGGGGUUUCAUCACACACGUUCAGCGCCAACAAUACAGGAUCCAGGAAAUGAACGGCGAUCCUUACAGUGGUCCAGUACAUCAAACAAUUUUAAGCCCUUGUAAGCUUCACUUUGGUCGUGGUGACAGUCGUGGUGGUUUUAUGAAUUCAGCAGGCUCCAAUGCUUUUCAAAGUAAUACUUCGUCGAUACCGCCUACCCCGUACAGUCGUGGAACGGCUCACAAUAAUUUCAGUUCGCCAACACACAACAUUGCUGGGGAUCGCUGGAAUGGCGGCAUAAAUUCACAACAUGGACGGUAA